ACACACACACGCGCACACGCACACGCAAGCAUGCAGGGACGCGCUCGCAAGCACAAGGCGGUUGCAUGUGACUUCCUGAAAGAAAGCUCCAGAUGAGACUUGACUUUUUGUAAGUGGAUCCUGAACAGGACGUAACAGUACCAGGAAGGUGGAGUCUCAGUUCUAUACCGGGACACGUCCGACAGAGGAAGAGCCGCCAUCUGGUGUCAGUGGGUCACUUCUUUUUUUCUACCACUCACAUUAGUAGGAGGUCGGCACACUCAGGCACACGCACGUGCACACGCACACGCACGCACCCACACCCACAAGCAACCUGCGUGAGCUAGCACAAGAUGUUCCACAUGAGCCGCUUCUUCUUCUUCUUCUUCUUCUUCUUCUGACAACUUCAGCGGGACAAUCGUUAACAGGAUUCUACGAGAAUGUCUCGGCGGGACCAAAGGUUUCAACGGGGGAUGAAAGGACGGUGCCGGGAAUGCAGCUGCACCCUGUCUCACUGGUACUACGAGCGAGAGGGACAACUGUUCUGCAAGAAGCACUACUGGCAGCGUUAUGGCGAGAACUGUCAGGGCUGCGACGAGACGCUCCAACCGGGACUCGUCAUGGUCGCUGGAGAGCAGAAGUACCACCCUGAAUGCUUCACAUGUAGAAAGUGCCAGCUGUUCAUUGGAGAUGGAGACAGUUACACACUGGUGGAGCAUUCCAAACUCUUCUGCGGUCAAUGUUUCAGUCAGCGUGCAGCGUCAUCACCUUCAUCGCCACCCGUCAAGAGCCCCCACACGGUGGCGCUGGUGUCACUUCCUCCGCAGACAAAAGGCCAUCGAGGUCUGAUGGUGGCCACUGAACUCAGCCAAGGAAGCGGCCCUCUGGUUACUGUGACUGCGAUAAACUCGGACAUCCUUGGUCCUGACCUGCUGUCUUCGGUCCACAUUGGAGACAAUAUCCUGGAGGUCAACGGCAUUCCCGUCCACAACGUUUGCCCAGACGAGGUAGACCAUGUGAUCCAGGACACAAGCAGACCGCUGCAGCUGACCGUUGAACACAAUCCGCGGUCCAAGACUUCCACCAAGGUCCAUCAAGACCUCACCUGUGUCUGUGAAAAAGUGCCUUCGACACACAUGCUCCCAAACCUGGUGGAGGAGCCUGGCUUAGAGGUGGAGAUGCUGGAACCAAUCACAACGAGUCUCUCCUCGCCUCAGCACCGAGGAAUCAUGGGAAUGCGAUCCCGAAACAUCCUGCGCAGCUGCAGCAUCGAAAAGUCUUCCUUGUCACUCUUAUCUCAAAAGAAAGACAUGGUGCGUUCCGAAUCUCUGCGUGCCGACCCCGGAGAUCGAACCCAUCGCAUAUUCAGGCCUUCGGACCUCGUCCACGGAGAAGUGCUCGGCAGAGGCUUCUUCGGACAGGCCGUCAAGGUGACACAUCGGGAGACAGGAGAGGUGAUGGUGAUGAAAGAGUUGAUACGUUUUGAUGAGGAGACGCACGAGACUUUCCUGAAGGAGGUAAAGGUGAUGCGCUGUUUGGAUCAUCCCAACGUCCUCAAGUUCAUUGGACUCUUUUACAAGGACAAGCGCAUACACUUUGUGUCCGAGUACAUCCAGGGAGGAACGCUCAGAGAAAGCAUCUCCAAAAUGAAUCAGUCCGUUGUAGUGGCAGAUUUUGGACUCGCUCGUUUGGUGACCGCAGAGAGGAAUCGCAGCAGAACUUCUUCUCUCGACCGACCCCCAAAGGGAACGCUGUCGGACCUCCGCAAACCGGACCGCAGGAAGCGCUACACAGUGGUCGGAAACCCCUACUGGAUGGCCCCGGAGAUGAUCAACGGGAAAAGCUACGAUGAACGCGUGGACGUCUUUUCCUUCGGAAUCGUGAUUUGUGAGAUCAUAGGAAGAGUGAGCGCCGACCCGGACUUCCUUCCCCGGAGUAACGACUUUGGCUUGAACGUGGCCGCGUUCAUUGAGCAGCAGCAGCCCUCGGAGUGCCCUUUGACCUUCCUACCACUGGCUGCCCUCUGCUGUGACCUGGAUGCCGAUGAAAGGCCUUCCUUCUCCAAGCUGGAGGAGUGGCUGGAGAAUCUGCUGAUGCACUUGGACAUCGGCCUGCCGCUCCUCUCCGAGACGGAGCAGCUCCGCAGAACCUUUUGGCACGAGCGCCGACGCGACUCCAAACGGGAAACCGUGCCCACUUCUUCUCCACGUUCUCACAGUCCCGAGCCAUCUCCAGACAAUGGAAAUGAUCCGAAUCAUCCACCUGGACUUCCUCAAAGUGCUAACUGCACACCUCAGAACACAAGUGAGCAACUGCAUCAAGAACGUGCGGAGCAAACCGUGAACGCCAGCUCGUCUUCAAACGGUUUCUCGCCGUCAGACUCUUCCGGAAGCCACGGGCGCGGACGAGAGGACUCGGGAGAAAUCCAAAGGCGACCGGAACCCUCCCAAGUCGACAGGCCACCCGCGGGCCCGUCCGGCGGGUCCAGAAGGACCUGCAGAGUUUUGUGGACCAAGCCUCUUUUAUAGGAUGAGCGCCUCCUCUUGUCAACACAUCGAACACACCACGGAGGGCAUGUGACACUAGACUUCAGGAAAUGACAUCUCGAUGCAAUACUUCCAAGUCAAAUAUCCUUACAUCAUUUCUUACAAUAGCAAAGUGUUUUUACGAGGCUGCGAACGUUAAACUGCUGCCAUUGGAGGAAGAAUACGAAUGUCACCGUUCAGCAGAUAUCAUAUUGACACGGUUGCUCGUGUCAGCCUGUGAAUAAGUAGGCUACUAAAUCCCGAAAACCCCGCGCCGUUUUCUUUCCAUUUCACUGUGGGCCGCUUGGAUUUAGCGGAGGUCCACCGAAGUCGCGGUUUCUCAUUCUUUCGCGCAAGCUAAUCUUUGUUCUUUGCAGGCAAAUCCCUUAGCCGCCUCGUUUUUGAAAUGUUCAACUCAGAUGCGAUUUUCGGUGGUUCUGACAAAGAUGAAAGUGCUCCUGACCGUUUCGGGGUCCGAAAUCACACGUUCCUCGGAUUUCGACGCGCGAUUGAAAGCUAUGUUGACAUGAUAAAUGAUCCUUAUUCUAGUUUUCUGUGAAAUUUGACGGAACUCCGACCAUCCGUUUGCUGUCGGCGGGACCCGGAAUGAGACGACUCCGGCGGAUGCCGCCGUUGAAAAAUAAAGUCAUGAUAUAAUAAGCGAAA
Phyllopteryx taeniolatus (common seadragon) is the source of this 3170-nucleotide messenger RNA. RefSeq names its product LIM domain kinase 1-like. The record is from RefSeq and is a predicted model, not a curated record. The coding region runs from base 420 to 2507 and encodes 695 amino acids. NCBI's taxonomy places the organism in Eukaryota, Metazoa, Chordata, Actinopteri, Syngnathiformes, Syngnathidae. The transcript has 13 exons. Gene Ontology annotation, cellular component: nucleus; neuron projection; cytoplasm. Gene Ontology annotation, molecular function: ATP binding; protein serine/threonine kinase activity; protein binding. Gene Ontology annotation, biological process: actin cytoskeleton organization; protein phosphorylation; positive regulation of stress fiber assembly.